Messenger RNA from Prorocentrum cordatum, 1036 nucleotides. Lineage: Eukaryota; Dinophyceae; Prorocentrales; Prorocentraceae. The record is from the annotation of a GenBank genome assembly.
UGUGCUCCCGAAGCGCGCCGCCUCGGGAGCAGCGGGAGACCCGCUGCACCGCCGGCUGCCGCUGCCCUUGCCCUGCCAGCCGCCGCUGCCUGCGCCGCGGCCGCAGCGAGCAGCGCGGGCGGCUCUCCCCGAAGAGCUGACGGGCGCGAUACUGUGUUUUUUAGCCGACAAGGAACCCGCCACCCCGCGAGCCGCCGCCCGCAGCCGCAGCCCGCUGGGCGCGCCCGCCCCGCAGGUGCUGCCGCCUGCCGCCGCUGCUGCUCCCAGUGCCGUGCCUGGGGCUCCCUCCUCCGCCGGUGGAGCCAGCCACGUCGAGCCCCUCUGCGAGGGGAAACUUGAAGAGGAGGAGGAGGAGGAGGAGGAGGAGGAGGAGGAGGAGGAGGAGGAGGGGCCAGGCGUCAGGGCACGCCCCCAGGCCCCGACGGCGGUCGUGCGAUUCCGUGUGCGAACGGCCGCCGCGCGCGCCAUCGUUGCUGUCUCUUCGUCCGCGGAGCCGUCCGUGGCCUCGGGGGCGACGGUCGAGGGCCGGUCGGCGUGGCCGUCGGCCGUGAGCAGCAUCGCCGGGUGGAGAAGAUUCGUGCGGGUUGGCAUCCUACGAAGAAGGGUGGCCGUCUCCUGCGCUGCUUGCGUCCACCGGCCACCGCUCCCUGGGCGUGCUCGAGGGGCCGACUGCGCCACCGCCCUCCUUGUGACUGUCCUUUCUCAUCCUCGGGGUUGGACAUCUCGAAUGGUCUCGCCACCGCAGUCCAACAGCUUGCGCAGCGCAAGCGGAGGCCCAGGAAACAGAUUUCUGGGCGAAGGACUCCACCAUGUGCAGUUGUGAGUACCGUCGUUGCGCCGUCUUGAAUAAUAUUGGAGGUUCCUGAGAAGGGAGAACCUACGUAGUUCUACGGUCCUCUGGAGAGGAGGACAGGGGAAGGCGAUGGGAUGAUGUUGCUGCUGCCCGCAUGCCUCCCAAGCGCUCGCUUUAGCUCGGCGGCGAGCGAAGGGGGGAGGUGAGAAGGGGCGGGCCUUCUGAGAAGGUUCGGAAGUCCCC